Molecule: messenger RNA, 648 nt
Organism: Solanum pennellii
Lineage: Eukaryota; Viridiplantae; Streptophyta; Magnoliopsida; Solanales; Solanaceae
Exons: 4
Coding region: 1-648 (215 amino acids)
Molecular function (GO): zinc ion binding; nucleic acid binding
Source: RefSeq, a predicted model, not a curated record
AUGGUCAUUGGAUUCUGGCCAUGUCCACGGUGUAGGCGUUGGAUCAUCAUUCCUCCAGAAGGAACAGUUACAGUUCAUCCAACCAGAAGAAAUGUGGAGGAGCGAGAGGUACCUAAUGCACCUGAAAUGCAACCUAAAGAGGAAGUUACUAAUGCUAGAUUCUGUCUUGCUUCAGGAAAAGAAGGUAGGGCUGCAAUGUUGAUUGGGGACAUGGACAUUUCAAGGCUAAUGGACUAUAGGAGUGGAUCAAGUCGACCACAAUUUAAGAAACAAAAGGACAAUGCACCAUCAUCAGAUAGUGUACCUACGCCAAGAAACAAUGGUGAGUAUAAUGGACAUAAAUCACUGAACAUUAAGGAUAGCCCAGCCCACUCCCAAGGUAGUGUGGCACAAAGAGGUAGUUGGGAUCCUUCGUUUGGUAGGUGUCGUAGAAACCAUGUCGAUAAGUGUUGCAAUGGUCAGUCGGGUUGUUUCAAAUGCGGUGAAGUGGGGCACUACAUGAAAGAGUUGCCCAAGAACAAGAAAAGAGGUGGAAAUCUAGGAAAUAGAGUCCAAUCUGCAUCAGUUGCUCCACCACACAAAGCUGCACCUAGAGAAGUCACUUACGCCAGAUGUUAUCACGAGCAUGAUCGAAGUCUUUACUUUUGA